Molecule: messenger RNA, 3210 nt
Organism: Coniophora puteana RWD-64-598 SS2
Lineage: Eukaryota; Fungi; Basidiomycota; Agaricomycetes; Boletales; Coniophoraceae
Product: glycosyltransferase family 39 protein
Exons: 9
Coding region: 116-3031 (971 amino acids)
Biological process (GO): protein O-linked glycosylation via mannose
Cellular component (GO): endoplasmic reticulum; membrane
Molecular function (GO): dolichyl-phosphate-mannose-protein mannosyltransferase activity
Source: RefSeq, a predicted model, not a curated record
CUCCCCGACGCAUACAUCCACCAUCCCCUUCCCAUUCUCAAAUCCUACUUUCAUCUCAUAGCUCACGAAUUGACUCACCCAUACUUUCAUUCUCUUUCUUUGAGCCAGACCUGCAAUGUCAGGCAACGUCAGGGCGCGCAGGCCAGCGUCUCCACCACCGGGCUAUGGCUAUCCGGCCCCGCACAAGUACCCUCCAGCCAGCCACGGCUACUCCGACGCGGACGAACGGAGGGAGGCAGCAGCGAGGGGGAUGGGGCCAACUAGAGCGAAGGCGGCGGCGGCGAACUUGCCUGGUGGACUGAACAUUACGCCUGGAGAGUGGAAGUUGCUCGUGGUCAUCCUGCUGGUUGCAUGCUCCGUGCGGUUGUUUAGGCUCUCAAAGCCAGACAGCGUGGUUUUCGACGAGGUCCACUUUGGCAAGUUCGCGGGCUGGUACAUCAAGACGCGUUACUUCGUGGACGUGCAUCCGCCUCUUGCCAAGAUGCUAAUCACUCUCGCCGGUUGGAUAUUUGGAUUCAAUGGAGACUUUGACUUCAAGGAAAUCGCAAAGCCUUUCGAGAACGUCCCCUACGUCGCUAUGCGCUUGGUCCCAGCCAUGCUCGGCGUCGCCACCGUCCCCAUAUCCUACCUCACCCUCCGCGCGCUCGACUGCCGCGCGACGACCUCCCUCCUCGCCGCCCUCUUCAUCACGUUCGAAAACGGCCUCGUCACACAGUCGCGGUACAUCCUCCUCGACUCCCCGCUCGUCUUCUUCACCGCCCUCACCGCGCUCUGUUUCGUCGUCUUCUCGAACGAGGACCGGCGUGAGCCCUUCUCCGACCGGUGGUGGGUCUGGCUCGCGUUCACGGGGCUCUCGCUCGGCGCGGUCGUGUCGUGCAAGUGGGUCGGCCUGUUCACGAUCGCGACCGUCGGCGUGUGCACCGUGCUGCAGCUGUGGUUCCUGCUCGGCGAUCUGCGCGUCACGCCGCGCAUGUGGAUGCGGCACUUUGCCGCGCGCGCGAUCUGUCUUAUUGGGAUUCCGAUCGUGUUUUAUAUGUUCAUGUUUUCGAUCCACUUUGCGAUCCUGGCGAACCCGGGAGAUGGAGACUCGUUCAUGAGCUCGGAGUUUAGGUCGACGCUUGGGAGGGGGAUGCGGGAUACGUAUGCCGACGUCGCGCUCGGUUCGGAGAUCACCCUCAAACACGCCAACACCGAUGGCGGGUACCUCCACUCGCACCCGCACAACUACCCCAUUGGCAGUGAACAACAACAAGUCACGCUCUACCCGCACCAAGACUUCAACAACGUCUGGCGCGUGCUCAACGCGACCGUGGACGACGACCCACAAUACGACUGGGCCAACGACCCGCUCGAAUACAUCCGCGACGGCGCGCGCAUCAAGCUGCGGCACAUCGCGACGGACAAGGCUUUGCACUCGCACGAGGUGCGCCCGCCCGUGUCGGACGUCGACUUCCAGAACGAGGUGUCCGGGUACGGCAUGGCGGGGUGGUCUGGGGACCUCAACGACGACUGGGUCGUGGACAUCGACCAUGGCUCGCGCGGGGAUCGCGAGAGCGGGGAGCGGGUGAAGGCGCUCAAGACGUAUUUUAGGCUGAGGCAUCUUAUGACGGGAUGUGUGCUGUUUUCGCACAAGGUUAAGCUGCCUGAGUGGGGGUUUGAGCAGCAGGAGGUGACGUGCAAUAAGCAGGCGGCGAAGCCGAAUACGCUGUGGUAUAUCGAGACGGUGGCGAAGCAUCCGCAGUUGCACGAUGACGCGGAGAUGGUCAACUACGAAAAGCCCGGGUUCAUUGCCAAGUUCUGGGAGCUGCAGAAGGUCAUGUGGAAGACGAAUGCCGGGCUGACUGCACGCCACGCAUACGACUCGCGCCCUGCUACCUGGCCGCGUCUCCGUCGCGGAAUCAACUUCUGGGUGAAGGACGGUCGUCAGGUAUACCUGAUUGGAAACCCGUUCAUCUGGUACAUGAGCACGCUCUCUGUCCUGGGCUACGUCGCCGCGCGCGGGUUCCUCAUUCUUCGCGCCAAGCGCGGAUACCGUGACUUUGACAACAGCAAAGCGAUGAAAUACGACGCGGUGCUCGGCUUCCUCUUCCUCGGGUGGGCGAUGCAUUACCUCCCGUUCUUCCUCAUGGGCCGGCAGCUGUUCCUGCACCACUACUUCCCCGCGCUGUACUUUGCCGUGCUCCUCACGUGCGGCGUAUUCGACCUCUGCACGGCGACGUUCCGCCCGCGCGUGCGGCUGCAGAUCGCGGCGGUGCUCGCGCUCGUUGCGAUUGUGGUGUUCGCGCGGUACAGCGCGCUCGCGUACGGGUCGGAGUGGACGCGGGGGAAGUGCGAGGCGGCGAAGUUGGGCAAAGGCUGGGAUUUUGAUUGUAGCACGUUCCCGCAUGCGUAUGAUCAGUACAAGACUGCUGGUGCGACGCCGCAUGAUUCUGCGGCGCAGGCUACGGUCGGCGGUGAAUACGGUGGGCGCGCGCCUGUCGCUGUGAACGAGCCCGUCGCGGGCGCCGGGGGCGACGCCGCCAACCAGGCGGGCCAGGGCCAGGCGAACCAGGCAGGAGCGGAGAGCAGCGCGGCGCCCGCGUUGGGCGCGCCAGAGCCGGGGCGCGAUAUCUUUGAGGAGCACCCACAGAAGGCGAUGGCGUCGAAGAGCGUCGCGGCGGACGAGGCUGCGGCGAGAGAGAGGGAGAGGGAGAAGGAGGAUGAGGAGAGGGAGAAGGAGAGGGAGGUUAGUGUGGUUGUGCAGACGCCGGUGGUUACAGUGGUGUCAAAGGCGGAGGAGAAGGUGGUGGUGGAUGAGAAGAAAAAGGAGACGCCUGUGGGAUUCGAGGGCGAUGAGAAGACGGAGGAGGAGGAGGAGAAGGAAAGUGAGGAGACGACCACUGGCACGGACAAAGAGCCUGAGGCCGAGACCGAAGCUGAGGUAGAGGUGGAGAAGACGUACAAAAAGCCAGCGGGGCCGCUGGGCCACGAGGAGCAGAUCGCCGACCAGAUUGCUCAGGAGCUGUAUCCUGAAGCUCUUGAUGACGAGUGAGCGUGUUCUAUGUUCUUGCCUAGUUGUCAGGUGUACGGUCUCUGCUCUGGCUGUGCAGAUAGAGGGAUGGAAGGCCCGGAAGCUCUAUAAUGUUCUCUUAAACGCUAUUUAUUAAUCUCGAGGUACAAUAUUUAGUGAUUAUACUGUUAGCGUCGAGUACGAAGCUGCUUGCAACUCCC